Molecule: messenger RNA, 12956 nt
Organism: Onychostoma macrolepis
Lineage: Eukaryota; Metazoa; Chordata; Actinopteri; Cypriniformes; Cyprinidae
Gene: hmcn2
Product: hemicentin 2
Exons: 81
Coding region: 307-12945 (4212 amino acids)
Biological process (GO): homophilic cell-cell adhesion; synapse organization
Cellular component (GO): neuronal cell body; plasma membrane; axon
Molecular function (GO): calcium ion binding; axon guidance receptor activity
Source: RefSeq, a predicted model, not a curated record
AGGAUGGGACAAGACGCAGGGAAUUUACUCCAUGUAGCGUUUGUCCAGCGCGAGUAGGAUUAUUUACAGCCGAACUUUUUUUCUAGGAACCCAAGGCAAUUGGUUGAACUCUUCAGGGACAAUUUAAAACUUUUUUCUUUGUAAAUUAACUGAUUAUCUUUUUUAUUUUUAUAUAUAUUUUUUUCCCUCCACAAUCACUUGGUUUACAUCUUUUAAUUUUUUUUUUUUUUUUUUUAAUAAUUCGUUUUUACGGUUAUUUCUUCAUAUGACUCGUUUAAAUAGAGGUCUAAUGAAUUUCAAGCAAGAAUGAAUAAGUUUCUCGUUAGUUUCCUCAUUUUGGCGCUGACCACCAGCGCGCUCUCCUCAUCCGUCUCGCCGGUGAAGAGACACUCCGGCGCGGAUGACAGCGCCUCGACACUGGCCUUUGUCUUCGAUGUUACCGGCUCUAUGUACGACGAUCUCAAACAGGUGAUAGAUGGUGCUUCUCGGAUCUUGGAGAGAACCCUGAGCCGCAGAACUAGACCAAUCAAGAACUUCGUGCUGGUUCCUUUCCAUGAUCCAGACAUUGGUCCUGUUUCCAUCACUACUGAUCCCAAGAAGUUCCAGAAGGAUCUUCAAGAGCUGUUUGUUCAGGGUGGAGGGGAUUGUCCAGAGAUGAGCAUUGGGGCCAUCAAGAAGGCUCUGGAGGUCUCUCUACCUGGAUCCUUCAUCUAUGUUUUCACAGAUGCCCGAGCCAAAGAUUAUCGCUUGAAAAGAGAUGUUCUUCAGCUUGUACAGCUCCGACAGUCUCAGGUUGUGUUUGUGUUGACGGGGGACUGUGGGGAUCGGUCUCAGCCGGGAUACAGAGCUUAUGAGGAGAUUGCUGCCACCAGCUCCGGUCAGAUUUUUCACCUGGACAAACAGCAAGUCAAUGAGGUUCUUAAAUGGGUUGAGGAAACUGUCCAGGCUAUGAAGGUCCACCUUCUCUCGUCCGACCAUGAAACUGCCCAGGAGACUCAGUGGGAGGUGCCCUUUGACCCCAGUUUAAAAGAAGUCACCGUGUCAUUGAGUGGUCCAGCGCCACAAAUUGAGCUCAGAGACCCUCUUGGUCGCGUAGUUGGAGAGAGACAGGGUCUGACAGAACUGCUCAACAUCCCAAACUCAGCACGGGUGGUCAACCUGAAGAACCCUCGACCAGGACCAUGGACAUUAAAGGUGGGCUGUGGUGGUAGACACACACUUAGAGUAACAGGUGUGAGCAACCUGGACUUCAGGGCGGGUUUUUCUAGUAUACCUGUCACAGAGUUCAACAGAACCAGAGAGAGACCUAUUAAAGGCGUUCCAGCCCACGUGAUGCUGAAGUGUUCAGGUCUGAAGCCUCCUGGUCUGGUUACCAAUAUGGAGCUAGUAUCUUUAGGGGGCCGCUCGUUACGUACCAUUCCUGUGCCUUUGCCUGAUGAUGGAGGCUCAGGAGGUAUUUGGAGGAUCCCAGAGUUUCGAACACCAUCUCAGAGCUUCUUCCUCAAAGUGUCUGGAAAUGAUGGAGAUGGCUAUAACUUUCAGAGACUGUCUAGUGUGUCAUAUACCAACAUUAUCCCAGAGCCUCCACGGGUGAACAUGCCCACUGUGGUAAGAGGCUUCUACAUGCAGCCUGCUAUGAUUGACUGCUCUGUGGAGAGUGACCUGCCCUAUAGACUGAGAUUCACCAAAGGUGGAAGCACAAUAGGAGAGGAAAGAACCUAUGAGUCUUCAGUUAAAGCAUCAUGGGAAAUUCCCCAUGCCUCAGGCAGUGAUGAAGGAGCAUAUGAAUGUGUGGCCCAGAGCACUGCAGGCAUGGGACGAGCUCUCACGCAACUCACUGUCAGAGAGCCCCCUCCUGUUCUGCAUCCUCCUGUGAAUGUGACGUCAUUCCCAGGGACAGUGGCAGUGUUGUCCUGUCAGGUUCAAGGCUCUGUACGGCACAACCUGACCUGGUAUCGGACUGGCACCACUUUAUCAUCCCGCUCAGAAAGGGUGAAAGUACUGGCCAAUUCCUCUUUGGAGAUCAGCUGGGUUCGCAGCCAGGACGCCGGACCCUACCAGUGCAGAGCCACAAACGCCCAUGGAGAGAGCCAGGCUGUCGUAUGGCUGGUGGUCCUAGAGGCCCCAUCUGUGGUUGUCUCCCCUCAGACACAAAGCUUCUCUCUGGGUGCAGAGGUCCGCAUCUCCUGUUCGGCAUCUGGUUCCCCUCCUCCAAAGGUUUUCUGGAGCCAUGGCAACAUCUUUCUGUCCAACCACCAUCGAAUGAGCAUCUCUGAGUCUGGCACGCUGAUGAUUCAAGGAGCUGUCCCUGAGGAUGCUGGGAACUAUACAUGCCUGGCCACCAACGAGGCUGGCACUGCCUCUCAGUCUGUUAGCGUCAGUUAUGCAGAGCCUCCGAGCAUCUCUGUGGCACAGCAGGUGGUGAUGGUCGUUGCUGGUGAAGAUGCCAGUCUCGAAUGUCAGGCUGCUGGCACUCCCCCUCCAUUGGUAAAAUGGCAAAAAGGGGAUCUGGAUCUGGGAACAGUUCCAUUUGCGGAGCAGAAUGUCCAUCGUGGAUCGCUGCGGAUCCGUGGGGUUCAGAAACUAGAUUCUGGAGAAUAUACCUGUGUGGCCUCAAAUGUUGCUGGGUCUGCCUCUGCUGUGGUCAUACUACAGGUGGGAGCUGCUCCUACAUUCUCCGACUCUCCUGUGGACAUAACAGCCAGUGUGGGUGAUAACAUUACUCUACCAUGCAUCGCCCGUGGUUUCCCCACACCUUCUCUGACAUGGAGACGCCAGGACGGACGUCCCAUUUUUGGCAAGUCAUCUGGCCAUGUCGGAACCUCUCAACUGCCUUCUGGUGCCCUUCAGAUCCAGAGUGUUUGGGUUGAUGAUGAAGGUGUUUAUGUUUGUGAGGCCAAAAACCAGUUUGGAUCCAUCAAGGCUCUAGCCAGAGUCACUGUUACUGGUUUAGAGCCCCCAUUAUUAGUUCAAGGUGCACCAGCUGUCACAGUGAUGAUUGGUCAGCCUUUGAACCUUCCCUGUAUGUUAUUAGAUGGCAUUCCUCUUCCUGACAGAGUCUGGACGCACAAUGGAAAACAAGUGCGUGUUGGUGGAAGAGUCUUUCUAAGGAGUGACGGCAGUCUGCAUGUAGAUAGAGCUGGAGCAGGUGAUGCUGGGACAUAUGUGUGCACUGCCAUCAAUGUAGCAGGAUCAGCCAAUAUUACCGUCACAGUGGAAGUUCAUGCCCCUCCUGAUAUCAAGGCUGGUCCUCUGCACUACACAGCCAAUGAGGGCACACCCAUCUCCCUGUCCUGUGAAGCAAGUGGGGUUCCCAAACCCACCAUCGUCUGGUCCAAGGGUCGAGAUCCCUCAAACAGGCCUGUGUCCGCACCUUUUGAGGCAGCUGAUGGAAGUCUGUACAUCCCCAGUCCCACAUCGGAGGAUGCAGGAGUUUAUGUGUGCACCGCCACCAGUGCUGUGGGCUACACCAGCAGAGAGAUGCAUCUGAGUGUUAACAGCAAACCAAGAAUUGUUGGUGCUGACGGGUCACAGGCAGUGGUAAAAAUGGCAGCAGAGGUUGGAUCAGAGGUCAUCCUUCCAUGUGAAGUUCAUGGAAGUCCUACACCUCUGGUGACUUGGAGCAGAAAUGGGCAACCAAUUCCUCCUGUCACAGCCUGGUUCACUGUUCUGCCGUCUGGUUCUCUGAAGAUUAGUGAUGUCAGGCUGAUAGACAGUAAAUUCUACACCUGUUCUGCUGCUAACCCAGCUGGCAAUGUCUCACUCACCUACAAUUUGCAAGUACAAGCUAAACCAAGGAUUCAGCCAGCACCUACGUCUCUUAAGGCUCUGAUUGGCCAGACGGUGGUGUUGCCAUGUGUGGUCCAAGGAGAGCCAAGGCCUCAGAUCAGCUGGCUUCAUAACGGACUUCUUGUGGGCAGUGAUAGGAUGCUGAAGAUCCAGGCGGUCCAGCACUCAGACAGCGGCACGUACAGUUGUGUAGCCAGGAAUAGUGCUGGAGAAGAUACCAUUGAGAUUGUUCUGAACAUUUUAGAGGGCCCCUAUUUUGAGACAAAUGGAGAGACCAUCAUUGAGACUGUGGCUAACAGCAGAGUGCUCAUUCCUUGCCCUGCAAGAGGGUCUCCUGCUCCUUGGGUGCGAUGGUUCAAAAAUGGCCUGGAGGUCCAUAUGGAGCGAUCGGAGCACGGUGUGUCUUUGGCUGAGAAUGGGUCGCUGGUGAUUGGCUCAGCUUUGACCAGUCACAGUGGAGAUUUUAAGUGCGUGGCCACUAAUGAAGCAGGAUCAGUGGAGAGGAAGACCAGGAUAAAGGUCAAUGUUCCACCAGAGAUCCAAGACGAUGGGCAACCUUUGAAUCUGACAGUCACACUGAAGCAGCCCCUCACAUUGGGAUGUGAUGCUUUCGGUAUCCCAACCCCAACCAUUACCUGGACUAAAGACAACAGACCUGUAUUGGAGACUCCAGGGGUGUAUCUGCAGAAUGGAAAAAGGCUUUUAAAGAUUUACCGUGUUCAGCAUGAUCAUGCUGGCCACUUUUCCUGCACUGCCCAGAACUCUGCUGGGGAAGCCAGGAGGGAGUAUAUUAUUGAAGUACAAGCUCCACCAGUAAUUUCAGGCACCUCAGGAGUGCAGGAAAUGACUGUCAUUGCAGGGCAGGAAGUGGACAUUCAGUGCAGAGUUAGUGGCCGCCCACUGCCUACAGUGGAAUGGAGUCAUGAUGGAGAGGUUUUAUCCCCUAAUGGAGACCCUCAUGUGGAGUUUCUGGAGAAGGGGCAGGUUUUGAGAGUCAAGUCUGUCAGGCCGAGGGAUCGUGGCCUGUAUCAGUGUGUGGCCAGUAACAACGCUGGGACUCAGACUCGGCAGUUCAGGCUGAAAGUACAAGCUGCUCCCAUGAUUCGUGAUGCUGGUGAGAAUUCAGAGGUGACUGUCGUUCUGGGCUUCCCUGCUAUUCUUCACUGUGAAGUUGAGGGGAUCCCACUUCCCACUAUCACCUGGCUAAAGGAUAACCAGCCCAUUGUGUCCAGCCCUCAGCUCACGUACACAAAGGGUGGACAGUCUUUGCGUGUGGCUGCGGCCCGUGGAGAGGAUGCAGGCACCUACACCUGCCGAGCAACUAACCCCGCUGGAACAGCACACAGACACCACACACUAAGAAUUAUGGUACCUCCACAGAUUGAGGGGGAUUCUACGACUCUCAGCUUUGGCAGAAGAGAAGAGAAAGUGAGAAUUAAUGGGACAUUGACUUUGUCAUGCCUGGCCAAAGGCUUUCCAGAGCCUGUCACACAAUGGUUUAAAGAUGGACAGCUAUUAAAUGGGAACACACACACCGGUCUGAGAGUGAACAGUCACAUGCUCCUCAUCGAGAAUGCCAUGCUGUCUCAUGAGGGCCAGUACACAUGUGUGGUUACCAAUUCUGCUGGAGAGGACAAGAGAGACUUCCACCUUAUUAUACAAGUGCCUCCAAUCUUUCACCGGGUAAUAAAUGGUGCUGCUGGUUUCUCGCUGGGGGAGAGAGAAGGAGAUGAAGAGGAUCCUGACGGCACUGAAGGGAUGGUUGAAAGGCGAGAGGUGGUACUGGGACACUCCAUCAGUUUGUCCUGUGAGAGCAAUGCUAUUCCUCCUCCUCGACUCAGCUGGUACAGACAAGGCAGGCAACUUACCAGCUCCGAUGGAGUUGUGAUGUUACCUGGAGGGAACGUCCUGCAGAUUCCACGGGUUCAGCUUGAGGAUGCUGGGAAAUAUACCUGCCAGGCUGUGAAUGAAGCUGGAGAGGACAAAAUGCACUAUGACCUGGAGGUGUUGGUUCCUCCUUUGAUUGAUGGCGAGACUGGUGAGUUCAUGCAGGAUGUGGAUGCUGUGGUCAACUCGACUAUAUCACUGCGCUGUGAUGUCACAGGAAACCCCACUCCAUCUGUAUCUUGGCUGAAGGAUGGUCUGCCCCUCUACAGCGGCCCUCACCAUCAGAUAUUAGAGGAUGGGAAACUGCUGAAGAUACUGAAUGUGCAAGUGUCAGAUACGGCCAGUUAUCAGUGUGUGGCAGAGAAUAAGGCUGGAGCUGUCGAGAGACUCUACAGCUUGUCUGUUCAAGUUCCACCAAGGAUUGUGGGUCGCCGAGAGGAGGAUAUGAGUGUGGUGGAGGGUCACAUGAUCUCUUUGCUGUGUGAUGUGCAGGCAUACCCGCCUGCUGACAUCAUCUGGACCAAAGAUGGGCAGGUGCUGGAGUUCAGCACUGGCAUCCACAUACUGCCAGGUGGUCAGAUGCUGCAGCUUCCCAGGGCUGGACAGCAGGAUGCCGGCCAAUAUGUCUGUACAGCCACAAACUCAGCUGGACAAGACCAAAAGAGCAUUCUCCUUACCGUCUAUGCCCUGCCUUCACUGGUGCCACGUCUUGAACCAGAGUCAGAGGUUAUGACACCUCAGGUUGGGUCAUUGCUUAUUCUGCGUUGUGAAGCCAAUGGCACCCCUGAACCAGAGGUCACAUGGUAUCGUAAUGGACUUCAGCUGGCUGCUGGGAAUGGUUUGAGGAUAGAGCGGCAGCAGCUUGAGAUAGUUGGGGUGCAGGUGGCUGAUGGCGGAGUGUACACCUGUAAGGUGUCCAACAUUGCAGGUCAAGUAGAUCGCACCUUCAGAGUAACAGUCCAUGUGCCUCCUGUGAUGGAGGGCCCUCUUCAUGAGACCCUCACUCAAAACAUGGGCUCACACAUCACCCUCAUCUGUGAGGCCUCUGGUGUACCUGUACCCAACAUUGCUUGGCUGAAAGACGGCUCUCCUAUUGAAAGCAGUUUGCAAUGGAACUGGUCAGCGAGAGGAAACAGACUGGAGUUAGGCCCUCUGCAGCUCUCUCAUGCCGGCACUUACACCUGCAUCGCUAAAAACAGUGAGGGGCAGACGCAGAAGGACUACUCCCUUACUAUAUUUGCGUCACCCACCAUUAUAGAUUCUGGCCACCCAUCAGAGGUCAGUGCACCUGUUGGGGAGGAAUUGACUCUUGAAUGUCGGGUGAAGGGUACACCUACUCCCAAAGUGAGCUGGCUGAAGAACGGAAAGACUCUUGAGAAUGGAAACACAGAGCAUAUAGAUAUCUCUCCAGAUGGGAGCACUCUAACACUUCUGAAUAUAAGGCCAGAAGACUCAGGAACAUACACCUGCCUGGCUGUCAGCUCCGCUGGCCAAGAGAGCAAGAUCUAUACCUUGUUCGUACUGGUUCCUCCCUCCAUAAGUGGAGAGACCAGUGUCCCCCGUGAAGUGCACACCACUCAGCACAGUGUGGUCACACUAGAGUGCAAAGCAACUGGGACUCCUCAACCUCAAAUCAGCUGGCUGAGGGACGGUCAUCCUUUACUCCUGUCACCCCGUGUCCGCCUGCUUUCUGCAGAUACUGUUCUUAGGAUUGCACCGGUGCAGCUGUCUGAUUCUGGCAUCUACACUUGUGUGGCUCGUAGCCGAGCUGGAUCAGCUGAACUCAACUUUGACCUCCACGUGCAAGCUCCCCCUGCGGUUGAGCGCACAGAGCCGACUGAGCAGGUGGCCGUGGUCCAGGGCUCUUCGGUAACACUGACCUGUGAAGCCCGUGGUGUGCCUCCUCCAACUCUAUCGUGGCUGAAAGAUGGCCAACCGCUUUCACUGCACCGUAAUCUUCUGCUGGAUGGACAGGAAACCCGUUUCCUGCUCUCUGAUGUGGGUCCCAGUGAUGGAGGCCUCUACAGCUGUGUGGCGAGCAACCAGGCAGGAAGCAGUACCAAGACUUUCAACCUGACCGUGCUAGAGCCCCCCAAAAUCUCUGGCUCUUCAUCCCCUGACGAGCAGCUGGUUGCAGUGGACAGUGUGCUGGAGCUGGAGUGUAUCGCGACCGGUCUUCCCCCUCCAACCCUCAGCUGGCUGAAAGAUGGCCGUCCACUACAGGACAGCAUGGCAGUAAUAGAGAGAGAUGGGCAGAUGCUCAGAAUCAACAAAGUUCAGGUGGAGGACGCAGGUCUGUAUACCUGUAUUGCUAGUAGCCCAGCAGGAGAGGAUGGUAGAAACCAUUGGGUGCGCAUUCAGCUUCCACCCACUCUUCUCGGAACUAAUAACGUCAGAACUGUAUCAGUUCCAGCUAAAGGUCACUUGACACUGGAGUGUCAAACCGACAGUGACCCUCCACCAGAGAUUGAGUGGUACAAGGAUGAUGUCAAACUACAGUUGGGAGGUCGAAUUCAGUCCAUUGCUGGUGGACAGUAUUUGGAAGUUCAAGAUGUCCGGACCCAAGAUAGUGGACAGUACAGCUGCGUGGUCACCAACAUUGCUGGGAGCACCAGUCUGUUCUUCACUGUGGAGAUUCUCUUGCCGCCGGUCAUCAGAGAGGGCAGCUCACUGAUCGUAGCACAUGUCAAUCAGGAUGCAGUGUUGCCAUGUGAGGUGGAGGGAGGGCCUUCCUCAUCUGUCUUAUGGAGGAAAGAUGGCGGUCCAGUCCCACUUCACCAUGGCAGAUUCACCUUGCUAUCAGAAGGCUCUUUGCGCAUUGCGUCAGUGCAGCUGUCUGACGCCGGACGUUACUACUGCAGUGUAUCCAAUCAGGCAGGAUCAGACCAUCGCGGCAUGGACCUUAAAGUCUAUGUUGGGCCCUCAAUCAGCCCUGGCCCCUUUAAUGUGACGGUGGUCACAGGUCAGAGAGCAGUGUUGAGUUGUGAGAGCACUGGCAUACCUGCACCUCAGGUGAGCUGGAAAAGGAACGGCUCACCCCUCAAUGUGGAUCUUCAGUCUGGCGCUUACAGGUUAAUGUCUUCUGGCUCUCUGAUCAUUACCUCACCGUCUGUUGAGGAUGAGGGCUACUUUGAGUGCACAGUGACCAAUGAGGUUGGAGAAGAGCGAAGGGUCAUAGAGGUCAUUCUGCAAGUUCCUCCUGUAAUUAAAGAUGAUGUCAGCAGUGUUACGGCUGUUAAAAUGUCCCCUGUCGUGUUGCCAUGUCAUGCCGCGGGACGUCCAGAUCCUGUCAUCAGCUGGAACAAGAACUGGAUGCAGCUGGGCGCUCGAGGGGGCAGUUACCGUGUGCUGCCCACAGGUGCACUGGAGAUCUUGGCUGCAACACCUAGUCAUGCUGGCAAAUAUACCUGCUCUGCCCGCAAUUCUGUUGGAGUGGCUUACAAACACGUUACUCUUACUGUACAGGAGCCCCCAGAGAUCAGACCCAUGGCAGAAGAAGUCCAGGUGGUGUUACAUCACUCAGUGGUUCUACCCUGUGAAGUACAAGGAUUCCCAAGACCAACCAUUACAUGGCAGCGAGAAGGUGUUCCCGUGGCGACAGGUCAUAGACUGACAGUGCUGCCCAAUGGAGCUUUGAAGUUCUCACGGGUCACUCUUGGAGAUGCUGGAACAUACCAGUGUUUAGCACAGAAUGAAGCAGGAACAGCUAUGGGAAGAACCAACCUCAUUUUACAAGUUCCUCCGGUGUUGUCUGUACCUCGUCUGGAGUACACAGCAGUUCUUGCCCAUCCGGUCAGUCUGGAGUGUACAGCGGACGGUCAGCCAAAGCCAGAAGUGACGUGGCACAGGGAGCGUAGGCCUGUGGUGGAGGGCACACACCUGAGACUGUUCUCUAAUGGCACCCUGCACAUCACUGCCACUCAACGCAGCGAUGCAGGCAUCUACACCUGCUCAGCCCGAAACAACGCCGGUAGAGCCAGCCAUGACAUCAGACUAAUUCUGCAAACCCCACCACAGAUUUCUGUUGGUCAGUCAGAGAUGUCUGUCAUCCAGGGAUUUCAAGCACUGCUGCCAUGUGCAGCACAGGGUCUUCCAGAGCCCAGGGUGAGCUGGGAGAAACAGGGAGUCCCUGUGCCAACCCUCCCGGGCAAAUUCACUCUGCUAAGGUCAGGAGAACUGAUUAUCGAAAGGGCAGAGCCUGGUGAUGCAGGUCUGUUCACAUGUGUAGCCACCAACACUGCUGGAACAGCUCGACGGGACAUUCGCCUGUCUGUUAACAUGAGACCUGCUUUUAAAGAGUUACCUGGUGAUGUGACGUUGAAUAAAGGCCAAAGUCUCACCCUUUCCUGCCAUGCUCAGGGCACUCCACCCCCCACCAUAACCUGGACUGCCAACAACAGGCCCUAUACAGGUGCAAGUGUUGAUGGAUCUGGCAGAAGUUCAGUGAUUAUUGACAAUGUCACUGUAAGUGAUGGCGGCACCUACGUCUGCAUUGCAGAGAACAUUGUAGGAUCCAUACGGGCUCUUUCUUUCGUGCGUGUCAGAGAACCUCCCAUGUUGAGAGGGGAAGCCCACACCUUUCAGAUAGUAGUUCAGGGCAGAGCAGCCAUGCUGGACUGCGCUGUCAGCGGCGACCCUGUUCCUUCCUUGCGGUGGCACAAAGAUGGCCAGCCGAUACUUGGCUCUCUGCGGUUUCAUCCCCUCCGCAAUGGCUCUCUGGCUCUGUAUAGUGCCACGAUCGGAGAUUCAGGAGAGUACAGAUGUGUUGCUGAAAGUGAGGCGGGCACUGUGGAAAGAACAAUAUCUCUGAAAGUACAAGUUCCAGGGGGCUACUCAAACUGGGAGGAGUGGGGCCCGUGCAGUGCCACCUGUGGGCAAGGCAUUCAGGAGCGAAUCAGAUUCUGUAACAACCCACCUCCAGCCAAUGGCGGGCCAUCGUGCGAGGGUCCAAAUGUGGAUUCCAGGAAAUGUCAGGCCUCUUUGUGUCCAGGCGAGUCUCCGCGGCGUGCACGGGGCAGUCUGAUAGGCAUGAUUAAUGAGAAGGAGUUUGGAGUGGCCUAUCUGGAAGCCAAUAUCACAGAGAAUGAAACUGAUGGUACCAGCAUGCUGGAGGCCCAUGUAGAGAACAUUCCUCCAAGUGUUGGUCCUUUGUUGCGAGUACUCGUGUCAGUAUUUGCCCCAAUUUACUGGACAACUGUAUAUCAAUCACCAGAAACCCAAAAUGGCUUCUCUCUCAAUCAAGGGCAGUUCAGACAGGAAUCUCAGCUGGAGUUUGACACAGGAGAGGUCUUAAAGCUGACUCAUGUGGCCAGAGGUCUGGAUGCAGAGGGGGCUCUGCUAGUGGACAUUGUGAUCAACGGCUUUGUUCCUCCUAUGCUGUUGACUUCUAAUCUCAAUCUGCAGGAGUUUGACGAGUCAUAUGUGCAGACAGGCUCCGGGCAGCUUUAUUCCUGGUCCUCACAGAAUCACAUGUGGGACAGUGCUCCUCUGACCCUACGAUGCAAUCAUUCUGUGGUUUUUGAAGGGCCGGAGAACCGUCAGGGGCCCCUGCUGCAGCUCCUCAGACUGACAGGAAUAAGUAGCACCUACAGCUUUUUUACUCUCAGCCUGGAGUUCAAGAUGACUGCCAGUUUACUCAUACCAGAGGGCGAUGGAGAGACAUGUCCAAAAGGUUUUGUAUUGGACACAGCAUCUUACUGUGCCGAUGAGGAUGAAUGUGCUGUUGACUCUCCCUGCUCACACGCAUGUAAUAAUAUUAUGGGCGGUUUCUCCUGCGCGUGUCCUUCUGGAUUCACCAUCUCUACUGAGUCCAACACCUGCCAAGAUAUUGAUGAGUGCACCCAAGGUUCCCACUUGUGUCACCCCAACCAGCAGUGUGUUAACACUGUUGGGACAUAUCGCUGUCAAGCCAAGUGUGGCCUGGGCUUCAAACCCAGUUUAGUUGGCACCAGCUGUGAAGAUGUGGAUGAGUGUCAAGAAUCAGCAGUCUCUCCAUGCCAGCAGCAGUGUUUUAAUACUCUAGGCUCCUACCGUUGCACCUGCCAUCCAGGAUACCAGCUGGUGGGACAUCGCUGCCUGGAUAUAAAUGAGUGUUUGAGGAAUGUGUGUCCAGCACACCAGCAGUGCCGAAACACAGAUGGAGGAUAUCAGUGUUUUGACAGCUGCCCAUCUGGCAUGACCGCAGCAGAAAAUGGAGUGUGUGUGGACAUAGACGAAUGCCAGGAUGGCAGUCACAUGUGCCGCUACAGCCAAAUCUGCCAGAACACAAUUGGUGGGUAUGGAUGUGUUUGUCCUCGAGGCUACCGCUCUCAAGGUGUAGGUCGACCUUGCUUAGAUAUUGACGAAUGCGCGCAGGUGCCCAGCCCUUGUGCUUUUCAAUGCCGGAAUGUUCCGGGCAGCUUCCGCUGCCUUUGUCCACCAGGGACGGUCCUUCUGGGUGAUGGUCGGUCAUGUGCUGGGCUCGAGAGAGGGCAUAUCUUUACCAACAGUACUCGUGUACAAGCCAGGUUGCGGCCCCAGCUGGUAUCUACUUUAGAGCGACCUUACCUCAGUCGCCUCUCAGUCCUACCAGAGCACCUUGGAUCUUCACGUCGUCCCAGGCAUGAAUGCCCAGUUGGAUACACCAGCAAGGAUGGUACUUGCAUAGAUAUCGAUGAAUGUGCAUUUAAAAAGCCUUGCCAACAUGAGUGCAGAAACACAAUAGGAAGCUACCAAUGCACUUGCCCACCAGGAUACCAACUAUUAUCCAAUGGCCGAACAUGCAAAGAUAUUGAUGAGUGCACUGUGCAAGGUGUUCAGUGUGGCCCAAACCAAAUGUGCUUUAACACACGGGGGGGCUACCAGUGUCUUGACACACCCUGUCCCACCAGCUACCAAAGAGGACGCAAUCCAGGCACCUGCUACAGGCCUUGCACUUCCAGACUAGAUUGUGGCUCUACAGGCUUUCCUCUGCUCCAGUACAAGCUCCUCACUCUUCCUCUGGGCAUACCAGCACACCACAGUGUGGCCCGUUUGUCAGCUUUCUCUGAAUCGGGUGUUCUCCAAGACCACACAUCCUUCACUAUCCUGGAGCAAGGAGGGGAAAAUGGAGAGAGGCCAUUUGGCAUCAAGGACGAAGCAGGAAGAGGCAUCAUAUUCACAGUAAAGCCUUUAGACUGGCCCGGCCUGGUGCGACUUCGGGUACAAGCCACUACGCUGUCAGACCAGGGGCGCAUAACCUACCAGAGUAUCUUUAUUAUCUACAUCUCCAUAUCCAAAUACCCCUACUGAGUGUGCAAGAC